This is a messenger RNA of Cladocopium goreaui, 712 nucleotides long. The record is from the annotation of a GenBank genome assembly. Lineage: Eukaryota; Dinophyceae; Suessiales; Symbiodiniaceae.
AUGGUGAAUUUGAAGGGGAAACUGACAGUGUCUUCCAGCACCGCAACCUCGGUCUAUCAGAUCCGACCAGGUUGGGAAUUCAGUGUCGAAGUGCAAGGAACGAAUUUCGAUGUCAUCAACGACAAGAUCUAUUUGGUGGGACAAGGCUCCAGCUGUGGAGACUCCACAUCAGCACCUCGAGGAAGGUUCAAAGAUGGAAACGGUGCACUCCAGCCGUUGUCGACCGCAGCAGACUAUCAGACCUUGAUGUGCGACGGCAUCGGCAAGGGUCCCACCAAGUUGGUUUGCAGCGGCAUGUCCAUCCUACAGGUCGGCACCUGGACCAUCUGCGUUUGUGACGCCGAUGCCAUAGCACCUCCAAGCGCAGGUGCUGGGACCAAUGAAACGACAACAACCACUUCCGUGGCCCCCACUCCGCUGCCAUGCAACGUGCCCGAGCGCUUCUGGCUAGGUGGCCUCGGGACUGGUGUCAUGACCGUGAACGGUCCCAGGAACGAGGGCACCUUGGACUGGCGCGCUGGCACGUCAGAUCGCUUGAUUUUGCAGGGCACAGGGUUGAGCAGUGCGGAUCGUAUCCGCAUUGUGGCUGGCACAGUGGAUUGCUACGACUUCACCCAUUCCAAGCAGAUGCAUCCGGCAGUGGCCAGCGAUGUACCCUACUUGGAUCCUUCCGGGGAACGCUAUGAUGGAGACAGCACCAUGGAGAAGCUUG